Messenger RNA from Clarias gariepinus (North African catfish), 926 nucleotides. RefSeq names its product phospholysine phosphohistidine inorganic pyrophosphate phosphatase (gene lhpp). The coding region runs from base 1 to 846 and encodes 281 amino acids. Lineage: Eukaryota; Metazoa; Chordata; Actinopteri; Siluriformes; Clariidae. Gene Ontology annotation, molecular function: inorganic diphosphate phosphatase activity; phosphatase activity. Gene Ontology annotation, biological process: dephosphorylation. Gene Ontology annotation, cellular component: cytosol. The transcript is spliced from 7 exons. The record is from RefSeq and is a predicted model, not a curated record.
AUGCGCAUUAUCGCCUCCUGUGCAGCCAUCAUGGCCGCCAAGUGGCCGGAGUGUGUAAGCGGAGUGAAGGGAGUGAUUUUAGACAUGUGUGGAGUUUUAUACGACAGCGGAGAGGGAGGAGGAGUGCCGAUUGAAGGCUCGGUGGAGGCCGUCAGAAGGUUAAAAUCCUCGGACCUGCAGCUCCGUUUCUGUACGAAUGAAACUCAGGCCACGCGUGAGAAGUUCGUAGCGAAGCUGAAGCGUAUGGGCUUCGACAUCGAUGUCGGAGAGGUCUUCUCCCCCGCUCCAGCUGUAGUGUCCAUCCUCAAGGAGCGCCGCCUCCGACCCCACCUGCUGGUGCACGAUGAUGUGCGACCGGAGUUUGAUGCUGUGGAUAAAUCAGAUCCCAACUGUGUUGUGAUCGGAGACGCUGCUGAUAACUUCUCGUACCAAAACGUGAACGCUGCGUUUCAGGUCCUUAUCUCACUGGACAGACCGCUGCUCUUCUCCAUGGGCAGAGGACGUUACUAUAAGGAGACAGACGGCCUCAAGCUGGAUGUUGGAGCGUACAUGAAAGCCCUGGAGUAUGCGUGUGAUUUGGAGGCGGAGGUGGUGGGCAAACCUGCACCCAUGUUCUUCCAGAGUGUUCUCAAUGACAUGGGCAUCCAACCCCAUGAGGUUCUGAUGAUCGGUGAUGAUCUGGUGAAUGAUGUGGGCGGAGCUCAGAGGUGCGGUAUGAAGGGUGUUCAGGUGCGGACGGGUAAAUACAGGCCGAGUGAUGAGACACACCCGACGGUUACUGCUGAUGGAUAUGUGGACGAUCUGGCCUGCGCUGUGGACACCAUAAUGAAACACCGCCGUGUUUAGAGACCAACUCGUCCCUGUUAAUGACAUUUAACACCAAUUAUAUUAAUUAAAAAGUAAUUAUCUGUGUACACUGACACAAA